Patiria miniata (bat star) is the source of this 3713-nucleotide messenger RNA. RefSeq lists its product as uncharacterized. NCBI's taxonomy places the organism in Eukaryota, Metazoa, Echinodermata, Asteroidea, Valvatida, Asterinidae. The coding region runs from base 345 to 1832 and encodes 495 amino acids. The record is from RefSeq and is a predicted model, not a curated record. The transcript is spliced from 4 exons. Gene Ontology annotation, molecular function: protein binding.
UACAUGUACAGCUAGCCGCACAGACCACAGCAUUAAACGCAAACCACAAAUACGAAGCACGAUUAUUUUUAGAAAUGUGUUUUUCCCCAAAUGUUUGUCCCUGGCCGGCCCGGGCUUUCAUGUUUAAUAGCCAGCUUAUCAGACAACGUGUGGAGAAGAGGUGCUGAAGUUGUUUCGACUGUGGUCCUUUUAUUUCUCCGAGGCUGUUCAAAGUUUGAAAGCUGUCACUUUCGUACUACAAGACGGUGUUAGUGUACAUGUACUUGUACAUCUACUGUGCGUGUAUAGUCCGUGUGUUGGCCUGAUGUUGAUGAUACAGUGAAUCUACUGACUCCAUAAGGAACAUGGUAUGUACAGGGCGGCCAGCUGUAUUUUCCAGCAGAUUCUUGUUGUUGAUCGUGUUGCAGUGUACGCUGUGGGACUUCAGCAGGCUGACGAUAGCUGGACCCGUGCCGAGCCGGUCGGACCCUUCCCCUGACCCGGGAACUCGACCAGCAACACCGGAGGACCGCCGGGGCAGUCUUAGGACGGAUCUGGCUCAUCAGGAUAGCAAUGAUGAUUCAGACAUAGAAGCAGGGUCCAACAAGUGCCACCGAUGUAGAAGCGGCCAUUACAGACAGAGUGGUGUCAGAGGUGGGAUCCGGCCUGCCAUGAAAGCAAGAAGCUACUCAACAGAUUCACAAUCGCGUUCCCGGACCCGAAGCACUUGCGGGGGCUUUUGCCAGCGUUGCUCGGUCUGUCGCAGCGGGUGGACGUUGCGAGCCAACUGCACGGCGACCCAGGAUACUGUGUGCAUGCCAUGUGAAGAAGGAGAAUUCUGGGACCCGGUCCGAUCGCGAUGCAAGCUGGUAAACCCUUUGAUUCAUGAGGUGGUGGUGCAGAACUCCGGCACGCCCUACCCGCCCACGCUCAACACCGCGCAUGCUGACCCUACCCUACCCGUCCAGCGUGCCGUGAAACCCGGCGGGCGUCCCCCGCCAGGAGACAGUUACGAAAACAAGAUUGACCAGCCGGCUCCGAGCUUGACCGAAGAAGCCAAGAGCGAGAAGUGGUCAGCCGGGUACAUCGCUUCUCUCUUCGCCAGCGCAGCUGCUGGAAUCACGGUGCUGGUUCUGAUUGUCGUGGUCCUCAUCUACGUGGUGCUGCGAUUCAAACAGUGGAAAUAUGAGCGUUCGCUUUCAAGUAGAGGACGUUGUUUAACAUGGAGGUCAUGUUUCGGAAAUUUCUGCAAAAAGGGAAGCCACACUGUCGCAGGUGAUACCGACUAUUCGAUGACGAAUAAUCGAAAUACUGAAUUGCAGACACCGUUACAACAUGACACAGAAACAAGAGUCGAUUCAGAUUUGUCGAAAGCGAGGGAACCGAAUAGCCAGACCCUGCACGCACCAGGCUGCAGCGUCUGGAUCGACUUGGCAGACACAGGGUUUCAAGAGGAUGAACACUCACUGCCAGCUGCAUCUACAGGUGAAGAGCAUCAACCAGACGGCAGUUUCAUGACAAGAAAUUCUUUACAGUCACGCGAAGCACGAAAAGGCCUCCUUGAAAUUUGGGAAGCCGCCGAUCAUCCGCCAUUCCCUCCUUCUGAUGAAAAACAAGAAGGAGAAACGGUAAUUACGCCCCAAGAAAGACUUUUGGGGAGAGAGAUUCCUGGCAAAAGGCAUGCUGGGAUAUCUGCUACAGACGUUCACAGGAACCAAACGAAAACAACGCCCUCUUGCUUGCCAUUACCUUUACCGCUGCUGUGCACCACAAACAUUCGAACUGUAGUCGCAGACGUACACGACCCUUAUAUGGAUGACACGCCGGUCACAUUUAACGGAACUGACAUUUAGUAUGGGUUGGAUAAUGACCGGUUAUGUAAUACGCCAGUUGCCUCUGUGCUAUAAUAUUUAUGGAGCUGGCUCAGCAGAAAAGAGGUAUACAAUAGUGUUUGCAGGUGGAUAGUCGAUAUUGUUAUGGGCUCGGUGCACGAACAACAGAGGGCGUUUUGACCACUUUCGAGAUCCCCGGCCAUAGACGGGACACACCGUGUCCGUGACCACAAGAAGAUGCCUGUUUCUGAGGUGCAUAAGUUCGCAGGUAAUUGCACGCAUGCAUUGCGCGCGCGUGCAUUUCCGCAAGUUGUACAAAGUAUAUUGGACAAGGCAUGCGUACUGGGCAUGCGCAAAGGUGUUGGAACGCGAUUCACUAAAUAUGUAUACUUCUGUUACAUGAUAAAUCAUUUGUUUAGGAAAAACUAGCUAUAAUUAACAUAAAUGAUAUUGUAGCUGGAACAUGUAAUGAUCAUCUAUCUAUUCAUGACAUGUAUAUAGCACUGUUAAUUCGGCUUCUGGUAGGUCGACCAGAUGCAUAAAAAGACUUCCAGCUAAUUAUUUGCCAUUCAGAAUCAGUGGAAAUUAAUAGUUUGCACUCUAGUAUAGGGCUACCUUUAGUUGACUUGCCUUUAGUGACUUAUCUGUGAUUAAAGUAAUGCUACUGAGCUAAUGACCUGUUCUUGCCACGCAUGUGAGUUUAAAUUUACAUUAGAUACAAAGUGCAUGGUCACGUCUCAAGCGACACCAUGACUGCAGAAAUAGCCUUGCGACAAUACAUUCAGUUGCAUGCACUGGUGUAGCAUGUGCUCGUGUUCAGUGUGUAAACAGUGCUGGCGAAGAAUGCAUGGUAAAAUGUGUAUAAUGAUUUGUAUGUGCUUGCUUGUCUGAAUAUAGCAUUUGAAGCACAGUCAUGCAUGAGAUACAUUAACUUCACAAUAAUAUGGACAUCUGUAGUAAACAAUCGCAUUAUAAUAAUUUCUCGAAUUCAUAAUAGGCCGGUCCUGAAUGCCCCAAUCUCGACGCACGUGGGAAAACAACGCGUGCACAUCUCCAAUAAAUGCCACAAAGCUAGCUAUGCGCAUGCAUCACUGCACUAUGCAUGCACACUGCAUGUUCCAGCCGGCGUCAUACGCGCGUGAACACUUCAAACUUUUUGUGUAUGCGUGUCGGGCAAUUAACCUAUCGUCAGUGGUAGAAUUGCGUUACAACUGAGUCAACGCAGCUUGGGAAAAAUUGUCCAAUUACAUGAUAGAGAAAUGGACGCGGAACGCGCAAAAUCUGAGAUAACGUAGUGUACGAAAACUCCAUAGGGUUGUCUAUUAAGGGGCGUGGCCUCUCGCAAACGGCGAUAGGUCAAAACUCAAGGUUGUGACUGGUCCAGAUGUACAAAUAUUGACUGUUUUAACGUGUGGUAUAGUAAAACUAGUCUCCCGAGGUGAUCCAUGGAGUGUUUUUGUAAUAGAAUGCUCCACGGAUUAGCGAGGGAGGCCAGCCUACCACGAGUUAAAGCAGUUUAUAUUUGUUUUACAACACCUCACCCGCAGAUUCUGCUUGAUUUUAAGAGACAACUAAUUAAUUUAAUCUUAACACAAUUAAAAUGUAUUUCUAUUUCAAUACGAAAUUAGUGGCAAAUUUACUUGAACUUUUCCAAAUCACUCCACGAAAGUAUGUCUCGUUCUCGGCCAAUCAAGAUACAGAAUCUGUGGGUGACGUGCUAGAAUAAAAACUGUAAUAAAUGAUGAAUAAUCAUAAUAUUAAGCUUCCAUAUUCAUGUGUGAACUGUUCACAAUUAGUUAUUCUACUUUUACAUUGAUAGAUAUUGAUUGGAGUGUGACUUGUGUUCAGAGCUGAGAAGACAUUAAACAGAAUCAAUCGGCUGGCUUUCGAUGGUUGAGUUAA